This is a messenger RNA of Struthio camelus australis, 1152 nucleotides long. NCBI's taxonomy places the organism in Eukaryota, Metazoa, Chordata, Aves, Struthioniformes, Struthionidae. The record is from RefSeq and is a predicted model, not a curated record.
AGUGACAAUAAGUCAUAUAAUGGAAAAGAACAGCUUCAGAUUGGGUCAUACACACAUAUGCCACUUUUACUUCACAAUGAAGAUGACCCUCCAGAGUCUUCAGCAGCUGAGCAACCUUCUACUUCUACAGAGCCUACACAGACUUCUCAGACAGCAGCUUUAUCUGAAGCAGAUACUUCUCCUCCACCUUACUGUAGCAUAGCUGUAGAAGCAGCUGCAACCUCAGAAACACACAAUGAAUUUUAUCCUGUACCACCUCCAUACAGCGUAGCUACCUCUCUUCCUACUUAUGAUGAAGCAGAGAAGGCCAAAGCUGCAGCAAUGGCGGCUGCUGCAGCAGAAGUUGCCCAACGAGAAGAAGAGUAUCCACCACGGGAUGAUUUCAGUGAUGCAGAUCAGCUUAGAGUGGGCAAUGAUGGCAUCUUCAUGUUGGCAUUUUUCAUGGCAUUUAUUUUCAACUGGAUUGGAUUUUGUUUAUCCUUCUGUAUAACAAAUACCAUAGCUGGAAGGUAUGGUGCAAUCUGUGGAUUUGGUCUCUCCCUGAUCAAAUGGAUUCUCAUUGUGCGGUUCUCAGAUUACUUUACUGGAUAUUUCAAUGGACAGUACUGGCUUUGGUGGAUAUUUCUUGUACUUGGACUCCUGCUGUUCUUUCGAGGAUUUGUCAAUUAUCUUAAAGUCAGAAACAUGUCUGAAAGUAUGGCAGCUGCUCACAGAACAAGAUUUUUUUUCUUGUACUGAAGACUGCAUCGAACAGACAUUCCUUUCCUAUACCAGUGUGAAAUUUCCAGAUGAUCUGUAACUCUCCAAGUUAAUAGGAUAGAAGACUACUAAAAACAGAAGACAAAUUAGUGAAGAUACAGCUUCAGAAAUGAAUGACAGGAUGGUUUAUGGUCAAGUGCCAGUUCUGGUCAUUCGAGUAAAUAUUUAUAAUUAUUGCUUUUUAUUUCAGCACAUUUGCAUAUGUGCUUUGAGGAUAGUAUUGAAGUAAGAACAAACCAUCUAUUAGUACAGAUUAAGUAGAGUCAGACUUGGUUAAUCUGUGCUUGUUAUAUCUGAAAGAUUUAAGUGGUAAUUUGUUUUACAGCAUGUACGUGCCACUGACUUAUUGAUCUGAAGUUUGAGUAAAAAUGGAAUGCAUUAAAUGAUUCAGAG